Molecule: messenger RNA, 3256 nt
Organism: Phlebotomus papatasi
Lineage: Eukaryota; Metazoa; Arthropoda; Insecta; Diptera; Psychodidae
Gene: galene
Exons: 9
Coding region: 685-2529 (614 amino acids)
Biological process (GO): potassium ion transmembrane transport; stabilization of membrane potential
Cellular component (GO): membrane
Molecular function (GO): potassium ion leak channel activity
Source: RefSeq, a predicted model, not a curated record
AGUCUGAGAUUCUCAUUGGAGCUGAUCGCGUCGCGCAAUUUUAAGUGAAUGGAUUCACACUAAAGGUCUCGUUAAAGAUCUAAAUAUUGUAUGCAAAACAAGAGAGCAUCUAUUUGGGAAUGGAGUUUGUAAAAUUGAAUUUCCUCAAGUUUAAUACAAAUAGUGACUGGUUAAUUUUAUGGUGACGUCACGCGUAUAAAUAAUUAAGUUAAUUGAUUGUUUCACAAGUGAAAAUUUUCGCCACGUUCAUGUGAUGUUUUGUGAGUGUGUAAUAAUGUGGAUUGUGUUGGAGCUUCCUUUGCUCCCAAAAAGAGAGGGCAAACACAACGGGGAGUGAAAAAGCAAAAUAACAAAAGCUCUGUUGUGUGCCGACAAAAUAAAAUAAUAAAAUGCAGAAACUUUUAGUCAAGUUGUAAAAUUUUCCAGCAAAAUUUUAUUCAAUUUUGAGAGAGUGGGAACAGUAUAUUAUUGAAAUUUUAUAUAGAAUUUCAAAUACGACAAAAACCAUAUAUUCCAGUUUAAAAAUAGAGUUGAAAUAGGAAAAUGUGGCAAGUGUACAUCAAUUGAGCUGGGGCUGUCCCACCACCGUCGGUUCAGUGAAUGUGACGUAAUAGAGUGUAAUACGGGAAAUUGGAUGGAUUAAUAUAAAAAAAACGAAGAGUGGAAAAAAGGUGGUAAAAAGAAAUGUCUCAGAGACGCGGCCAAUCGAUGCCACCCUACGUGUACGAAGCCAAUUCAGGAAAUGAGAGGAACCGCUGUACGGCCGCUCUGUGUAUGUCCUGGAAAUUCUUCACAUGUCUCCUGUCCCACAUAACGCUUGUGACUCUGGUUGUGUCUUAUUGUAUUCUGGGCGCGUUUACAUUUGAACAUCUGGAGGCAGCCAAUGAAAUUUCGGUGAAACGAAGCAUCGAAUACAUUCGUGGCAAUCUGACGGAAGAUAUUUGGAAGACCACAUCCGGAAUUGCAGUCCUACAUCCAGAGAACUGGACCAUGACAAUGGAGUUCAAAUUGUUGGAGUUUGAAAGAGAGCUUCUUGAAGCAAUGAAGGCCAGAGGAUGGGAUGGAAACGAAGAUGAAAAGCAAAUGCAAUGGACGUUUGCCGGAGCUCUGUUCUAUUCAAUAAUCGUUAUAACAACAAUUGGAUACGGUCACAUUGCACCAAAAACUCACAUGGGGAAAGUGACAACGAUUUUUUAUGCUAUACUCGGGAUUCCACUCAUGCUGCUGUGUCUAUCAAAUAUUGGAGAUAUUAUGGCCUCAUCCUUCAGAUUUUUGUACUGGCGUGUGUGCUGCUUUGUAUGCACCAGAGAACCAAAACGUUCACCGUCGAGACGCUUACGUCCCGGCAGAGGAACAAUUCGUCAGCCUGGACGACAAUCGAUUCGGAAGACAGAACGUACUAUUUCCCAAAAAUCAAGGGAUUCAGGAUUUGAGCCCGGUCUCAGUCACGCUUAUUCUGAUACAGAAUUGCGCUAUACAACCACGGAACGUGUGAGUGGGAGUAAUCAGUAUGGGUAUGGGGCUAAUACGCGACAUCCACGGUUCAAUCGCGACAAGGAUCGCUUUAGGGAUCGGCAUACAGUUGAGCGAGAGCGAAAUGUAGCUCGAGAACUCAAUGAUGAUGAAUUUGGGGAGCUUUCUCCACGUAGCAGUCGCUAUAACACCACCGGUCGGAUAAAUCGAGACCCCACCCACCAUCGCAUUGACCCUAGAUUUCAUGGUGCUCGAGGCCAGUCACUCGAUCGGAAGCACAAUAAGCGCGACACGUCGGAUGCCGAGACACCUGUGUUAUGCAACAGAUAUGCCAUUAGUGAUAUGGAGAAGGGUCACAUGGAGCCUCCUGGUGAUGUUGACCGAGCUGGACAUAGGAGACGAAUGCGAGGGAGACAGCUCAUGACUGGUCCCAGGAGUCAGUCCGUUCCCCGGCCCCUAUACAGCAACCGCCUGGAGUUGCCAGAAAUAUCUCCUCCGUCAUCUCGGCAUAAGCAUUUUGCAGAUGAUUUGGAUGAAUUUGAAGAUGCAGAGUUGCAGAUACAAGCAAUUAGGAAGGCAAAGAGGCGUGACAGAGCUGCACCACCAUCACCACGAAUCAUGUCACCAAUGGGAUUUGCAGUACAUCGACAGGCGAGAUAUGAAGAAGGGGGCUCACUCUAUGAUGAUGACUGGGAUUCGUAUGGUGACAUGCCACCCCGAUCACGUCCAGUUCCCAUUUGGCUCUGUGUCUUCCUCGUAAUCAGCUAUAUUAUUGCAGGAGCAUUUCUCUUUGCUCGAUGGGAACGAUGGGAAUUUCUCGAUUCUGCUUACUUCUGUUUCAUAACACUGACAACAAUUGGUUUUGGUGAUUUUGUGCCAGCAACGGGUGUUAAAGCCAAUUCGGAAGUGUCAAUAGCACUAUGCUCACUCUAUUUACUCUUUGGCAUCGCACUUCUGGCCAUGAGCUUCAAUCUUGUACAGGAAGAGGUAAUAGCCAAUGUAAAGAGUGUUGCUCGUCGUUUGGGGAUACUCAAGGAAGAGGAAAUUGAUGAUUAGACUUCACCGGAAGACGAUUCGGCUCUCUCUUCGAUUUUCCCACAUCUUUAUGAAAUUUUCAUCAUCCACUCUCUCCAAUGGUGGAAAAAUCUUAGUUUUGUGUUAUUUACAAAAUAUGACACAUUUUAUGGGAGUUUCCCAUUUAAUGAAUUGUUUGAUUAAGUAGGGAACCUUUAGACACCAAUAAAAUACUCGUAAACUUUUAUUAGCAAAUCAUUUGAAUUUUCAAUCAUGAUCUAAAUUCAUUGUUCUAACAUGCGCAACAAUGUGAGGAACAGCAUAAACGCAAUAAUGCUUUCAUGAAUAUGAAAAUCACCCUCGCAUUUUCCCUUAAUAUUAAUAUAAUGUUUAAUAUGAUGUAGAAAGAUGUUAGAUGAUAAUAAAGCUUGUUUUUUUAUGGGGUCACAUUAAAAUAUGCUGAUGCACAAAAAAAAGAGAAACAGAAAGAGGAUAAAAUAUACACAUUGGAUGAGAAAAGUUUCUCAUUUUAUUGGCGCGAGGAUGUGUAAAAUAUGCGCUUUUUCGUUUAAGUGACGGUUACACCACUUUACGAAAAUUUAUGAUUUGUUUUAUUGAUUGAUUUUAUAGCCAUUAUGUGUUACACCCUUACGCAUAUUAUUCAUGCAAAAUAUGACAGAAAUUGGCUAUCACAAUAUUUACCAACACUUUUCGAUGUCAUACAAUAUUCACAUUGACUGUAAAAUAAAAAGGAAUAUAGUAAAAUGGA